CAAGGGCGCUCGCUGUGCGCAUGCGUGACGAGGACAACAUGGCUACGCUGUGCAGGGGGAUCACUCGGCUGUCAGCUGUAUUUCCGAUCCGCCAUGGGCUUUCUCGGGGCUACAGCUCUGGCCCAUCUUAUCAGUAUAUUUUAGUGGAGCGCAAAGGGAAGAAUGAAAAUGUUGGUUUUAUACAGCUGAAUCGCCCCAAAGCUCUGAAUGCUUUGUGUGAUGGACUGAUGACUGAAGUCAACCAGGCUCUGGACUCCUUUGAAGGGGACUCUCAGAUUGGAGCAAUUGUUAUUACAGGAAGUGAGAAAGCCUUUGCUGCUGGUGCAGACAUUAAAGAGAUGGAAAAUAGGACCUUCCAAGAAUGUUAUGGUGGAGGCUUCCUGUCGCACUGGAAUCGCGUGUCCACUGCAAAGAAGCCAGUCAUUGCGGCAGUUAAUGGUUAUGCACUGGGAGGAGGCUGUGAGCUUGCCAUGAUGUGUGACAUUAUUUAUGCUGGAGAAAAGGCCCAGUUUGGGCAACCAGAAAUCUUACUCGGAACCAUUCCAGGGGCAGGUGGUACUCAGAGGCUGACAAGAGCUGUUGGGAAAUCUCUGGCCAUGGAGAUGGUUCUUACUGGUGAUCGCAUAUCUGCUAAUGAAGCCAAGCAAGCAGGACUUGUCAGCAAAGUGUUCCCAGCGGAUAAGGUUGUUGAAGAGGCUAUCGGCUGUGCUGAAAAGAUAGCUGGGCAUUCUAAACUCAUUGUGGCAAUGGCCAAAGAGGCUGUCAAUGGGGCAUUUGAAUUGUCAUUGUCCGAAGGAAACCGUCUUGAGAAACGACUUUUCCAUUCCACGUUUGCUACGGAUGACCGAAAAGAGGGAAUGACUGCAUUCGUGGAGAAAAGGAAAGCAAAUUUUACAGAUCAGUGAACUAUCCAGUAAAUAUGUACAUGACCAAUGUGAAACAUGGAGUGUUGUAGUUUUGCAGCCAAUGAAAGUGCAAUCACACCAUGCCUUAAUUUUACCAAUGAAAAGCACUUAAAAGGUUAUAAAAUAGCCGAAGACUCUACAUUUCUAAUGCAGGUAUUCAGGACAUCGGACUGUUCUUUACCCUCUAUGCGAUUUGUGGUUCUAGUUGGUGUCUAAGGAAUAAAUGUGGUUUCUACAGAUCUGUGCCCUGGUAAAUAUUGUAAAUCAAUGGGACUUUAAUGUCAAAGUCCAUUAUUCUAUGUUAAUAAAUAAAAUGUUGAAGAAAAAAUUG
Messenger RNA from Rana temporaria (common frog), 1236 nucleotides. RefSeq names its product enoyl-CoA hydratase, short chain 1 (gene ECHS1). NCBI's taxonomy places the organism in Eukaryota, Metazoa, Chordata, Amphibia, Anura, Ranidae. Gene Ontology annotation, cellular component: mitochondrion. Gene Ontology annotation, biological process: fatty acid beta-oxidation. Gene Ontology annotation, molecular function: enoyl-CoA hydratase activity. The record is from RefSeq and is a predicted model, not a curated record. Bases 21 to 905 code for a protein of 294 amino acids. The transcript is spliced from 8 exons.